Messenger RNA from Capronia epimyces CBS 606.96, 1113 nucleotides. Its product is annotated as NAD-dependent histone deacetylase SIR2. The record is from RefSeq and is a predicted model, not a curated record. Gene Ontology annotation, molecular function: NAD+ binding; histone deacetylase activity, NAD-dependent. The transcript has 2 exons. NCBI's taxonomy places the organism in Eukaryota, Fungi, Ascomycota, Eurotiomycetes, Chaetothyriales, Herpotrichiellaceae. Bases 1 to 1113 code for a protein of 370 amino acids.
AUGGGUAAUGAAUCAUCUAGUCCUGUGGACGAGGCCACCCCUCCCGCGAGGCUUCAUGGGCGUACCGUUGAGGCUGUUGCUCAGUACAUCAAAGAGAAGGAAGUCAAGAAUAUCGUGGUUAUGACGGGGGCAGGGAUCAGUACAUCCGCUGGCAUUCCAGACUUCCGAUCGCCGGAGACAGGACUGUAUGCAAAUUUGGCUCGAUUGAAAUUGCCGUAUGCCGAGGCCGUAUUCGACAUCUCAUACUUCCGCAACAAUCCUUAUCCCUUCUAUACCCUUGCUCACGAACUAUACCCGGGACGAUAUCGACCAACCGUGACGCAUUCGUUCAUCAGCCUGCUCCAUAAGAAAGGAAAACUCCUCAAACUCUUCACCCAGAACAUAGAUUGCCUGGAACGCGAAGCUGGAGUUCCGGCAGACAAGAUCGUGGAAGCACAUGGGUCUUUCGCCACUCAACGAUGCAUUGAAUGCCAUACCGAAUAUCCCGAUGACCUAAUGAAGGAGAUGAUCAAUAAGAAAGAAGUCCCACACUGCAUAAGGGGAAAGUCUUGUAAGGGGUUGGUCAAGCCUGACAUAGUGUUCUUCGGUGAGGCGUUGCCUGAAUCGUUCCACCGGAAUCGCAGUCUGCCAGCGAGGGCGGAUCUUGCGAUUAUAAUGGGAACUAGUCUGACAGUCCAGCCGUUUGCCAGCUUACCGUCGUUGGUGAGAGAAGAUACGCCGCGGGUACUGAUAAAUCUGGAAAGAGUAGGCUCUCUCGGCUCACGCCCAGAUGACGUACUGUUACUUGGAGAUUGUGAUACCGGAGUUCGCAAAUUCGCAGAUGCUCUAGGCUGGCGUGAUGAGCUGGAGGAGCUUUGGGAGAACACCAACCCUGAUAAGCGCGAGAGGGACAGGCAGGAAGAGCCCUUGAAGACUCGCCAAGAGAGACUUGAUGAGGAGGUCGAGAAGUUGACUAAGGACAUCGAUGCCUCUUUAAAACUUUCGGGUGAGGCAAAUCGAAGGAUCAAGGAAGAACUUCACCUGGAACAACAAACUACCUCUGCCGACACCACAAACCUCUCGCAUGUCUAUCCUCACUUGAGAGCAAACAAAUCCGAUAAGCCUUGCCUAUAG